Messenger RNA from Budorcas taxicolor (takin), 1110 nucleotides. Its product is annotated as CMRF35-like molecule 7. Lineage: Eukaryota; Metazoa; Chordata; Mammalia; Artiodactyla; Bovidae. The record is from RefSeq and is a predicted model, not a curated record. Gene Ontology annotation, molecular function: transmembrane signaling receptor activity. Gene Ontology annotation, cellular component: plasma membrane. The transcript is spliced from 8 exons. Bases 1 to 1110 code for a protein of 369 amino acids.
AUGGAUGAGCACGGCAUCCUCAUCGGAGUGUCCAUCCUGACAUCCCUGCCCAGGGCCUGGCUGGUGCAGGUGACAUCUCUGCUGGAAAAUGACCCCAAGGGGCAGGGCCGGGUGGCUGCCUUCAGCUCUGCUGCUGCUCCAGCUCCCAGGCUGUUUGUCUCUGAGCAGCCCCAGCAGAGUGACAGGCGUCACACGGGGAUGGAGUGUGGGACCCGGGGAAGGAAACAGGGCCUGCCUUGUGCUUCUGCCGCAGCCCCUGCUACAGCCACCGGCCCUCGAGAGGUCCACAGGCUCCCCAGGCUCUUCCACGACCCUGCCAAUGCCCACCUGGAGCACCGCAUCUGGCCCCCGCUGGGCAGCGUCCAUUUCCUGCUGGGCCGCGCCCACUUCCUGCUGCUGGUCUUCCUGAAGGUGCCCCUGCUCCUGGGCAUGCUCGGUGCGGCCCUCUGGUUUGUGAGUCAGCAGGGAGAGGAACCCGGAGGUGGGACCGUGUGGCUGCCCUCAGCUCUGCUUCUCAUUCUCCCAGGCUGUUUGUCCCUCCGAGGCCCAGUGUCCGUUUGGGGCCGGGAGUGGGAGUCGGUGAACGUGCAGUGUCACUACGACUCUGGAUGGGAGACCCAUAAGAAGUGGUGGUGCCGGGGAGCGCAGUGGGCCUCAUGCCGGAUCCUCGUGCAAACCCAGGGAUCAGAGCGAGAGGACAGCGGAGCCCGCGUGUCCAUCACGGACGAUCAGAGAAACCACUCGUUCACAGUGACCAUGCAGGAACUCAGGCAGGACGACGCAGACACUUACUGGUGUGGGAUUGAGAACCCUGGAGCCAAUCUGGGGACGCAAAUUAAAGUGACUGUUGCUCCAAGGGAAGCUGCUCUGACCGUAGUAGGAAGCCAGGUCUCCAGGAGGACGACCACCAGCCGUCUAGCCGCGUCCUCCCGCCCCCACAGCAGGACCCACUACAUGCUCCUGGUGUUCCUGAAGGUGCCCUUCUUGCUUGGCUUGGUUGGUGCCAUGCUCUGGUUGGAGGAACGUCAGAGGGACCCUGCGGCGCAGUGGGAAGAGCCCAUCUACGCGAACUUGUCCUCUCAGCUUCUGACCAAGGACGCCCCCGUUUAG